Messenger RNA from Loa loa (African eye worm), 1287 nucleotides. RefSeq lists its product as hypothetical. Gene Ontology annotation, biological process: DNA replication, removal of RNA primer. The transcript has 7 exons. Lineage: Eukaryota; Metazoa; Nematoda; Chromadorea; Rhabditida; Onchocercidae. The record is from RefSeq and is a predicted model, not a curated record. Gene Ontology annotation, molecular function: RNA-DNA hybrid ribonuclease activity. Bases 19 to 738 code for a protein of 239 amino acids.
AAGUUUUAGGUAAAGGUAAUGGCCGAACAUAGCUUCUACGCGGUAGGACAUGGUAAGAAGCCGGGCGUAUAUGAAAAGUGGGCGGAUGUGCAGGAACAGAUAAAAGAUUUCCCUCAACCAGUUUAUAAAAAAUUUGCUACAAAAGAGGAAGCCGAGGAAUAUGUCAAAGUACGACGACCACAAAAAGUUUCAUUGGAAGUGGAUGAGGAAGCGGAUAAAUUUUAUGCAAUUGCUCGAGGGAAAGUUGUAGGAAUAUUUACAGAUUACAAUGAAGUUAAGAACCAUAUAGCCGAUUAUCCUCAGCCGUUAUACAAAAAAUUCGAGAAACUAGAUGAAGCAAAAGCUUAUUAUAAGAAAUACUCGAGUGGAGAAGAGGAUGGUAAUCCAAAAGACUCAAAAGCACAUAGUACACCAGCGGAUAACAAUGAGAAAGAAGUAAAAGAGACGGAAAAUACAGAAGAGAAGAAAGAGCAAACUAACAAAGAGCCAGUAUUCUACGCUGUCGCACACGGCCAUAAAACUGGUAUAUUCAAAACAUGGGAAGAAUGUCUGGAAGCAACGAGGGAUUUCAAAGGUGCCAAUUUCAAGAAGUUCAACAAUGAAGAAGAUGCAAAGUUGUUUGUUGAGAGUGGAAACAUUAAGGAAGCAGAGGGUCGUAAGAGGGCUCAUAGUCCGGAUGAUGUGGCAGAUGAUGUCGAAGAGAAAGCAGCGAAAAAAGAAGCGAAAACAAAUGCCUGAAGAAGAGAGUUCCUGUAUCUUACAUUGGAUUAAUGCGAUUAUUUUAUCCAGAUUUUUUCAGAUAUUAUUUUAUCUCCAGAUACUCCAGAUACUGUUUUGUUGGUAUUUUGUUUAACAAGAGUUUUCCUCGACGAUUGUAAAUGUAGUAAUAAACUUUCUAAUUCUGAAGGCAUGUUUUUUAAACGAGUUCCGUAGUUUAUUGUGUGGAAAUUGGUAACAGAUAAUCCCUGUAAUAUCGCUAAUCUUGUUUCCUGCACCGAUUGGUACACGACUAUAUCUCAAUAUCUUUACUACCGCAACUCUUCUUUUAUGAAUAUAUUUUUUUAUCAGAAAUUAGUCAUUUGUACUUAAACAAGAACUGAUGACCUGUGGCUUUGGUAUUGACUCUUUUCUAUUUUCCUCGACGCAGUUGUGUUUUACCGUUUUCGUCAUUCUGUCUACUUGAUUACAGUAGAACACUCUGCACUUUUCUUCUUGAACAAUUUUCUGUUGAUAUAUCUAUUUGGUGGAAUGUUAAAAAAUUGUUGUAAACGGUAAAUAUUCUGCGAA